Cucurbita moschata (crookneck pumpkin) is the source of this 1273-nucleotide messenger RNA. RefSeq lists its product as uncharacterized. Gene Ontology annotation, molecular function: nucleotide binding. The record is from RefSeq and is a predicted model, not a curated record. Bases 63 to 1145 code for a protein of 360 amino acids. NCBI's taxonomy places the organism in Eukaryota, Viridiplantae, Streptophyta, Magnoliopsida, Cucurbitales, Cucurbitaceae. The transcript has 2 exons.
UAUAUAAGUGUACUUCGGAACACAAGCCGGAAUAUUACCGUCUAAAGCUCCGGGCGGCAGACAUGGCCAACAAACCCGUCCGUUUCGGAAUCCUCGGCGCCGCCAAGAUAGGUCGGAAGAUUUGUCGAGCCAUUGCCGAUGCUCCGAACGCCACUCUGUCGGCGAUCGGCAGUCGUUCAGUGGAAAAGGCCUCGAAAUUUGCGUCGGAUAACGGAUUAAGUGCAGAGGUCAAAAUCUACGGUUCUUACGAAGCUGUAGUGGAUGAUCCGGAAAUCGACGCCGUGUAUGUGCCGCUUCCGACGAGUCUCCACCUGCGGUGGGCGGUGGUGGCGGCGAAGAAGAAGAAGCACUUGCUCCUGGAGAAGCCGGUGGCUCUGAAUGUGGCGGAGUUCGAUGAGAUUGCGGCGGCGUGCGAGGGGAAUGGAGUGCAGUUCAUGGACGGUACCAUGUUGAUGCACCAUCCUCGUACGCCCAAGAUCAGGCAAUUUCUUUCUGAUGCCGACCAGUUUGGGCAGCUCAAGAUGGUAAACAGUAUCUACACUUACGCUGCUGAUUCUGAGUUCAUAGCCAAUGAUAUUCGCAUAAAACCGGAUCUCGAUGGUCUUGGUGCUUUGGGCGAUGUCGGGUGGUACUGUAUUCGUUCGAUUCUCUUUGCUGCCGACUUCCAACUGCCUACAACAGUGCUUGCGUUGCCUAAUCCUGUUUUGAAUGAAUCCGGCGUCAUUUUGUCGUGUGGAAGCUCACUGUUUUGGGACGAUGGCAAAGUAGCGACCUUCCAUUGCUCUUUCUUGUCGAACUUGACCAUGGACACCACUGCCAUAGGAACCAAUGGGACAUUGAAUCUUAAUGAUUUCGUAAUACCUUACGAUGAGAAGGAGGCCUACUUCUUCACCAGUUCCAAAUCUCGGUUCAAUGAGCUUGCGACCGGAUGGAAACCGGUAUCGAGCAAACAUGUCGUCCCGACUGAGCUUUCUCAAGAGGCUCGCAUGGUGGGGGAAUUCUCUCGUUUGGUUAAAGAAAUUAAAGAGAAGGGCUCCAAACCUGAGAAGAAAUGGUCGUCCAUUAGUCGUAAGACUCAGCUGGUGAUCGAUGCGGUGAAGGCGUCGCUCGAUCGAGGAUCCAAGGUGGUUGAAGUAGGACGGUGAUUCCAUUGGUCUUGAGCUUGCAUCAAGGUUGGAAAGCUCUGCAUGAUCAAGAUUUAGUGGGAGAAGCCAUUCCUUAAAAAUAAUUGUGUUGUUACUUUCUGUCAAUUGUCGAUUGUGUUUGUAUUGUU